Callithrix jacchus (white-tufted-ear marmoset) is the source of this 2651-nucleotide messenger RNA. The record is from RefSeq and is a predicted model, not a curated record. Lineage: Eukaryota; Metazoa; Chordata; Mammalia; Primates; Cebidae.
AUGCAGGGAUGGGACACCAGACCGGCAGACACCCCUUCCCAUCCCCGGCCUCUUGUGAACUCUGGAAGGUCUAGGGCUGCUGGGGUGCGCCUUGCGGGGAGUUCCCUUGUUCCAGUCACCGUCUGGAGGAGCAGAAGGCGCGGGGACACGCACGGGCACGUCUCCGCACUCCCUCAACUCAACCUCGGUGUCUUCGGCCUGCCAGCAAAGACAACCUCCGGAGCCCCGGGCCUGGGAGUUGUCGCCGCGCGGUCCCGCCUGACCCUGGCGGGGUCACAGGAGUCCGGCGCCGGGGGUGGCUCCAGCACGGCGCCGCGGGUCUGGGUGGGUGCCCCAGAGACUUGGCGGCUGCGCUACUGGGGAGGCGGAGGCGCACCCCUCCGCCCGCCAGGCAGCGCGGCCCGGGCCGCGCCCCCGCCCCACUCCCUUCGCGUUCUCUUCUCUGCAAAGAAAAGCCGGAGUUGCACCCUGAAAGCGCUUCCGUCCCCACCCAUCUCAGCCCGCCGCGCCCCAGGGGCUCCACAAAGUUGCUGCAAGUCGCCGGGUCUGCAGCUGCAGGCUUGGGGUGCCGAGAGCGCCCCCUCCCAGCCCCGCGCGUGCACGCCUCCCACGGACGCGCACCCUGCACCCCACCCUCACCGCUGCCCCCGAGGCUCCCGCCCAAUCAGAGGCCGCGCACGCGGCGCCUCCGGCGGGCAGACACCCCGGCUCUUCGGCCUGCGCCUCUGCGGCCCCGGCCCCGCCGCAGCGGCCCGGCCCCGCCACACUCACCGUCCGGGGCGCGCCGUCCGCGCGCGGCUCCGCUCCGAGCCGGCAUCCCCCGGCUCGGCUGCCUCCGGUCCCCGCUCCGGCUCCGGUUCCCGCUCCGCAGGGCUCGGCUCCGCGAUGGUGGCCGCGGCGGCGAGCGCGGCAGGGAGGGCGUGUGUGUGCGCGAGGGCGCGCGGCGUGUGCGUGUGCGUGUGCGCGGGAGGGUCCGGGCUCCCCUGCGCGCCCCGCUCCUACCUCCUGUUCGCCACGCCGAGAUGCCGGCAGAAUCCCUACCGCGCGCCUCACCGCCCUGCGCUCACAUUCGCGCACACACACGCACACUCGGGCGCGCACUCCCCGGCCGCCGUACACCGGCUCGGCACUCCCGGCUCGCCCUCCUGGGGCGCUCACAAAGGCCCCCCUGCUGGGCGGGCCGGAACCCUCGGAGCCCGGCCCUGCGCCCUUACUGGACCCGCCGGCCUCAGGUGUCCCGCUGCUCCCGGUGGGGACAGCGCGGGUGGCCCCGCUCCCAGCCCGAACCCCGGCCCUGGUGCCUACUCGGGCUUCCAGUACUCCCGCCCGAAACGCGGGCCCCUUCCUCUGCGCUGCCGCCCUUCUUACCCCUUCCAGCCCGUCCUCUCCGGCGCCUCCCCGCCUUCUCCCACCUGCCCAGCCCGGUCCUCCGUCUCCCCGCUGCUCUCCGUCUGUCUCGCCGCCGCCCUCUCCCGCGCCCCCUCCUCCCCACCGCCCUGCGCUGCCUCUCACAUUCUCCGCAUUACAGCGGGUGCCGCCCGCCGCUCGCGGGGCCCAGGGUUCGAGCGCGCAGUGGGCGGCGAGGGGACCCGCCGCGCCCGGCCCCGCCGCCCCCUCCGCUCUUCGCCGCUCCGCGGCUGCUAGCUCCGGCCUGGCGCUAGGGUGGCGACGUCCCGCGCUAGCCCAGGCUGCCGCUGACAGCGUUCAUCUCGCCCGGGCUUAAAGGGAUAGCACACCCGGCUCGACCGGCCCCACCCGGGGACGCCGGGGAGGGGGCCUCGCCGCGCAGGAGCAAUCCGGGUCGGUGGCGCAGCCGAGGCCGUGCGGGCGACGCCCUGUCCACCGCCGUGGAGCCCGGCCCUCGGGGCUGGAGAAAUCCAGAGCACUGACAAGCAGAGAGGAGUGAGGCCACAAGAAACCGGCCACCAGAGACCAGCCCUCGAUCUUGUCUUCUAAAAGCCUUUCCUUCUCAAGUUUGGGUCUGGGCGGGCCAGAUCCAAAGCCUUCAAGUCCUGUGGAACUUCCAAGCCUGGAAGUCAAGGCGAAGGAAGAAGAGCCUCACCCAUUGGGAGGGAGAGGGGAGUGGCAGAGACCCAAAGUGAGACGGAGACGUCAGCCUAACAACCACAUGGCAGCCACCACUAGGAAGCACUCACAGCAAGCACACGUGCUCAGCCUGCACUACAUUUCCUCAUGUUACUCCUCUAAACAACCACAUCAAGGCACUGUCAGACCCAUACACGAGGCUAACUGUGACUCGCCAAGGUCGUGGCCUGUAAACCUCAGAGCCAAGAUUUAAGCCUGGGUCUUUCUGGCUGUAAAGACUGUGCUAGGAACCACCAUGAAAAAGAAGGAAGAAGGGGGAAGAUGGUGCCAAAGCUCAGCCUCUCCUCAAGGUCCCAGACUGCCUGGCCCAGGGCAGUGGGGCCUCCAACCUCCCAAACUAAUACUUUCUUAGACAGCGUGCAGACACUCUGAUGGCUUACAAGCCCGAGGAAUAUCUGUCUCUUCCCAGCAUUUCACCCUGGAGGAAAGACCAGGGGUACCAUGGGAAAAAGCUGGCCAUGCAUCAGAAUGGGGGCAGAAUGCCUGGGGUAAAAAAUGAAACAUUUUUACAACAGCAAAUACAUGCCGACCACUGCUCUAAGUUA